Molecule: messenger RNA, 2346 nt
Organism: Musca vetustissima
Lineage: Eukaryota; Metazoa; Arthropoda; Insecta; Diptera; Muscidae
Gene: aop
Product: ets DNA-binding protein pokkuri
Exons: 3
Coding region: 31-2346 (771 amino acids)
Biological process (GO): regulation of transcription by RNA polymerase II; cell differentiation
Cellular component (GO): nucleus
Molecular function (GO): sequence-specific DNA binding; DNA-binding transcription factor activity, RNA polymerase II-specific
Source: RefSeq, a predicted model, not a curated record
UAUUCUUCAAAUUGUUGCAACAAAAUCAAAAUGAAAAUGCUUCCGGUACAGUUAUCAUUGAAUCCGCCUUUAGGCUUAUGGAGCGAUAUGUUAUGGCGUUGCCCACCAGCACCGCCCAGCCAAUUGGCCGAGCUUAAAACACAAUUACCACCCUCAUUGCCGUCAGAUCCACGCCUAUGGAGCCGUGAAGAUGUGGCCGUAUUCUUGCAUUUCUGCGAACGUGAGUUCGAUUUACCCAAAGUCGAUUAUGAUCUCUUUCAAAUGAACGGUAAGGCAUUGUGCCUGCUGACACGAGCUGAUUUCGGCCAUCGGUGUCCGGGAGCUGGCGAUGUCUUGCACAAUGUCUUACAAAUGUUGGUGAUCGAAUCGCACAUGAUGCAGUGGCAUUUACCAAAUAGUCCUGUCACGCCAACCAGCCGUUAUCCUCUUUCGCCGCACAGUCAUCCACCUACCCCGACUUGGCCGCCCAUUGGGGCGCCAGAAAGUGCCUUCCAUCAGACCUCACAUUUAGCUCCACAUCAUUUCAUGCCACCCAAUUCGGUGACCCUUAGUCCCCCGCCUUCUGUAGAUUCGCAAGCCAGCAGCCCGCCCCAAAGCCAUGAUCAAGCACAACAGCAACAGCAGAAUGGAACAUCAAAUUCCCCAUCCUCCUCGUCGUCGUCAUCAUCAUCGUCGGCCCACAAUGGCAAUAGCAGCAGCAGCAGUAGUACAAGUAGCACGGGUAGCACUUCGUCAGCAUCUGCACAGGCUACAGCUGCGGCGGCAGCAGCAGCAGCGGCGUUGAGCGCCAGCAAUGCUUUCAGUGCCUUAAAACAGCAGCAACAUAAUGCCACCAGUGCCAGUAGUCAUCAUUCGGAUUCAGAUGAGGAAAGCUAUUCUGAACCACCUGCAGCCAACAGUACAAUUGUGAAUUUCUCCGCCCAAUCUUAUCAAGCGGCGGCAGCUGCUGCAGCAGCCGUGGCCCAAUAUAACAACAGUCCGCCCACAACGCCCAUUCUCAAGGAUAUGCCACAAAGCUUGAAACAACAGAUCAAGAACACCUUUGUCAAUUCAUGGUCUCAACAGCAACAACAACAGCAGCAACAACAACAUUUGAACUUGGAACAACAAAAACUACCCAACUUGGGAGGUGGUUCAGUAUCAGCGCCCACCACACCCAGCUACAUGCAACCAGUGAAGAGGGAAUUCUUCCCCGACAAGAGUGACAAUCGUUAUAUGCAACCAGUAAAACGUGAAUUUUUCCCCGAAAACACUGAACCCAACACAAAUGGCCGCUUGUUGUGGGACUUCUUGCAACAGUUGCUCAACGAUCGCAAUCAGAAAUACAGUGAUCUGAUUGCUUGGAAAUGCCGUGAUACUGGCGUCUUCAAAAUCGUGGAUCCCGCUGGUCUGGCCAAAUUGUGGGGCAUCCAAAAGAACCAUUUGUCCAUGAACUAUGACAAAAUGUCACGUGCCUUGCGUUACUAUUACCGCGUCAACAUCCUACGCAAAGUCCAAGGUGAACGUCAUUGCUAUCAGUUCUUGAGAAAUCCCACAGAGCUGAAAAACAUUAAAAAUAUUUCCCUGCUAAGACAAUCGGUGGGUCAGACGAAUGGUACAAAUGGCAGCCCUGGAGCUACUAAUUCAAAUGGUAGCAACUCAAAUGUUAAUCAAUCGCCUUCCUCGAUUACGAAUUCCCCAACCUCCAAUGGUACCAACUGGGCCAUGCCAACCCAAACUCCAGCCAGCCAGAUGCAGACUCCACAAAGACCUUCAUCGCAAGGCAAUCCCAAUCACUUGACUUUGCCCAAUGGUAUUUCAUCUGCUGCCGCUGCGGUGGCCGCAGCUGCUGCUGCCGCCUAUGGUCCGCCACCAUCUUCACCGUUGUUUAUGCAUGCCAUUAAUGGAGCCUUCCACUAUUUGUCAUCCAACGGUGUACCACCAAAUUCACCCGCUGCUCUGCCCACAACACCCAAUGAGAAAUUCCAAUUCAACAUUAUGAAGAAUGAACCAAAUGCAGUAUCGCCGCAUGAGACAUCCGGUCCAUCAUCCGAUGAAAUGAAACCCACAGAUUUGAGUGUAAGCGGUAGUGUCGAGAAGAGACCCUAUUCCAGUCCAUCGGCCAAUGACGAUUGCUAUCCAUUAAUACGAAAUGCUGAUGGCUUGACAACAAUUAAAUUAAUACGUUACAAUGAAAACGAAGGUGGAGCUGCAACUCAACAGCAAAAUUCAAGUCUGAAUGACAGCAACGACAAUCAACAACAACAGCAGCAGCGUAAUACACCAACACCCAUGGACAGUGAAUCCAGUGAAAUGGAAUCCAGUCCCAGCCAUGACAGCAUGGGUGCCACAGAUCUGCGAAAGUAA